Messenger RNA from Aureobasidium melanogenum CBS 110374, 747 nucleotides. RefSeq lists its product as uncharacterized. Lineage: Eukaryota; Fungi; Ascomycota; Dothideomycetes; Dothideales; Saccotheciaceae. The record is from RefSeq and is a predicted model, not a curated record. The coding region runs from base 1 to 747 and encodes 248 amino acids. The transcript has 2 exons.
AUGUUUGACAGCUUGCGUUCCGCUCUCGGCACAGAUGGAUUCAAAGACCUCAUGAAAGAAGCAAGUAACAACCACAAAGCACGAGUUGCUGCAGAGGAAGCCGCACGAGUCGCUGCAGGCGGCCAAAAGAUCCAAACAGUUGAUGAACUAAGCAAGACCGAGACGACUUGUUGCUGUGAUGACGAUGAGCGAUGGAGUCUGUUCAAAGCCAAGUGGGAUGUUGUGAUUGCAUCCGUGUUCGAUGAGGAAUCUCUUGUUGAGGGUAUCUCUGAUGUCAAUCGUCGCUUCACCAUCAAAUGGAUUGAAGACACGCAGCUUCAAAACGCCAGUGUGCAGCAGGUUUUAGAACGAUAUGCAAGCUUUGUUGCGCAAAGGGAUGCAUUACAUCGAGCAUUGAUGCCAGAAAUAUGCUUGGUGGUGAACGAGGCAUCGCUCCAAUCAUUCUUCGACGCCAAAAUACCGACAUCGACUCCAUGGGCCUCUGAAACGAUGAUUCCCUACGUUCUCGCAAUUCCUCUCGCUACCCAAACCGUAAUUCAUGGCAACGUGGAGCCCAAUCAUGGCUCUCUACCAUCCUUCAAUGUUGCUGUAGGCAGUCUUGAUACACUUUGGGGCGUGCUUGCAAGCAAUCUUCUGUCAUCAAGAGAGCUCAGUGCAGGCAUGACGGACAACCAGAUCUGGACUCCGGAUACCGGGCCGCGGUUCCAGAUAGGUCUCGCACAAGAAACCAUUGGCAGACAAGGAUGA